Messenger RNA from Acytostelium subglobosum LB1, 849 nucleotides. RefSeq lists its product as hypothetical. Lineage: Eukaryota; Evosea; Eumycetozoa; Acytosteliales; Acytosteliaceae. Bases 1 to 849 code for a protein of 282 amino acids. The transcript has a single exon. The record is from RefSeq and is a predicted model, not a curated record.
AUGUUCAAGUUAACUAUUGCUUUGCUCAUUGCCACUUUGGCAUUUGCCUCCGCCGCCAACUACAAUGGCAACUACUUCCACAUCCGUGACAGUGGUGUCCGUUGCGUCAAGUACCCAUGCCCAUCAUUCUUGGCCACCUCGCUCAACAAUGGCGUUGUUGACUUGCCAAUCGUUGAUGUGAUCUUUGACGAGUCGAUCAACACCUCCUCUGUGUAUGACGGUCUCCAGACUGGAUACACCAACGUCGUCGUCUACGGUGUGCUCUCAACCAUCUACAUGGACAGCAACGUGAUCAACCGCAUCAACGUCGAGGCCGCCUACCGCAUCCUUCCAUUGUCCGCUGACGACCAGGCCACCCGCUCAGGCACCUACUACACCCUGUCAAACUCGGGCAUCUACUGCAUCACCACUCCAUGCCCAACCAUCCGUGCCAACCAGAUCAACUCUGAGGCCUCCCAGAUUGCCUUCAACUACUUUGACACCUACAACACCUACACCAAGUUCGACUCUUUCUGGUUGCACAACAAGGAGUUCGUCGCUGAGGAGCCACACAAGGCCAUCGUCCAGGCCAACAUCUUUGAGGGUACUGUCAUUGUCAAGGCUGUCUUUGCCAACAUCAAGGACCACGUCAACCCAUGCCCACCAAUCCCCAAGAUUGGUUGCGCUCCAGGUUACAGCAUUGUCUACACUCGUGAUGCCAACAGAUGUCUCGCCUUUGACGGCUGUGUCCGCUCCGGUGUCUGCACCCUGAGCAUCCCACUCUGCAAUGAGGGUUAUUCGCUCACCUCCCACUCAUCCGCCCCCAACGGUUGCCCACACUGGUACUGUGAUGCUGCCUUCUUGGAGUAA